This is a messenger RNA of Punica granatum (pomegranate), 1734 nucleotides long. NCBI's taxonomy places the organism in Eukaryota, Viridiplantae, Streptophyta, Magnoliopsida, Myrtales, Lythraceae. The record is from RefSeq and is a predicted model, not a curated record.
UCCUCUGCUUCCCUCCGGCCCCAACUAUUCUCAUUCACCACCCCGCUUAACUCCUUAAUAUGAUCUCUUCUUCUUCUUCUUCUUCUUCUUCUUCUUCUUCUUCCUCUUCCUCACUCAGAAACCCUAACCCUCCUCCUGAUCUCCCUCCAUGGCAGCUCCGCAGCCACCGCCCCUCAACCUCAAGCCUCACAGAACCACCAAGUUCCCAUUCUUUUCCAACUUUCCUCCCAAAGCCCACCUUAAAUUGCAACCCAAACCUUGCUCCGCCAAGCCACAUGACUCCUCCCAACCCCAGAAUCAUAGCCCUGAUCCCCCAGUUCUCAACUCGAUCCUCCGUGUGAUCCCCGACUGGGCCGACCGAGUAAAAGAGCAGGGGAUGCGCCGGCCACGGACCCUUUACAAUCACAAGAAGUGGGUCGAGCACAGGAGCUCGCUGCGCCACAUCCGGCACUUGCUGUCGAGCCUGUCCUCCCGAGUAAUACUCUCUUUGAUACCCCCGGUCACCGCCUUCACUGCAGUCGCGGUGUUCAUCGCCAGUUACAACACGGCCGUCCUGAUGGACCUGUUGCCGGAAUUCUUUCCCGUGCUGAGGGCCUCGUCUCUGCCUUAUCAGUUGACUGCCCCUGCUCUGGCCCUGCUGUUAGUGUUUAGGACUGAGGCCUCAUACUCGAGGUUUCAGGAAGGCAGGCAGGCGUGGACGAAGGUUAUUGCCGAGACCAAUGAUUUUGCUAGGCAGGUGAUCGCUUCAGUAAGAAGUCCAACUGAUUCGAGCCUCAAGAAGGCACUUUUGAGCUACAUUAUGGCGUUUCCCGUGGCUCUUAAGUGUCACGUGAUCUACGGGUCAGAUAUUGGUCAAGACCUGUCGAAUCUGCUUGAAGGAGAUGAUCUGUCUGUAGUGCUCAAAUCAAAUCAUCGCCCUCAGUGCAUUAUUCAGUUCAUCACUCAAAGCCUAAGAUUGCUGAGCAUAGAGGAGUCAAAGAGAGAUUUGCUGGAGUCGAAGAUUUCUUGUUUCCAUGAAGGAAUAAGUGUAUGUGAGCAGCUAAUGGGAAUCCCGAUCCCUCUCUCCUACACUCGACUGACCUCACGAUUCCUUGUCCUUUGGCAUCUCACUCUCCCAAUCAUUCUUUGGGACGACUGCCACUGGAUUGUGGUUCCUGCCACAUUUAUCAGUGCUGCUUCCUUGUUCUGCAUCGAAGAAGUGGGUGUCCUUAUUGAGGAACCGUUUCCGAUGUUAGCCCUCGAUGAUCUGUGCAAUCUUGUCCGGCUCAACAUUCAACAGGCUCUGGAUACUGAAGGAGUUAUUCAGGAGAAUCUCGCUGCCAAGAGGAGGCGCCAUACUUGUAAUCAAUCACAGAACGGGUGGCCCGGGAACUAACAUUCACGGAGACAUCAGUUGAUUAUAAGUAUUGGGAAAAACUCAAGAGCCACAAAUUGCAGCAAUAUACUUUCCCGUGAUCUCACAGUUAUAAAGGCGACGUGAGAUACAUAGAUAAGCUAUUCAAUUGCAGGAAGGUCUUCAGCUGCAAAUUUUUCACAUGUGGUUAUUGAGAAUCAGACACAGGAUUGAUGCAGUGGCUGGCGCACCAAGUUCCAUGGCAAAUUUAGGAAGAAAAAAGAAAUUAAUAAUUUAUAUAUGUUCCAAACACCAACUUCAGCCAUGACGAUACUGUAAAUAUGAUGCCUUAUUUGCAUAAAAAUAAUGCAAGAUCAUACGUGCAGCAGCUUGAUAGCAGA